Clunio marinus is the source of this 189-nucleotide messenger RNA. NCBI's taxonomy places the organism in Eukaryota, Metazoa, Arthropoda, Insecta, Diptera, Chironomidae. The record is from the annotation of a GenBank genome assembly.
AUGCUGAGUAAGAAAAGAAACACUGCACAGCCACAACAAGAUGUCAACAUGAGAGGUCGUCUAUUCACUCUUUCCAUCAAUACGGGACUGAAGAAACUAACAAACAGAUUGAGACAGCCUGCAGCGAGAUUUGCCCAUUUGGCAUUUGUUGAACUAAAGCCGAUUGAUUGGAAUAUUGACACAGAAUAA